Homalodisca vitripennis (glassy-winged sharpshooter) is the source of this 2206-nucleotide messenger RNA. Its product is annotated as beta-1,3-galactosyltransferase 5. The record is from RefSeq and is a predicted model, not a curated record. Gene Ontology annotation, cellular component: membrane. The coding region runs from base 373 to 1440 and encodes 355 amino acids. The transcript has a single exon. NCBI's taxonomy places the organism in Eukaryota, Metazoa, Arthropoda, Insecta, Hemiptera, Cicadellidae. Gene Ontology annotation, molecular function: hexosyltransferase activity.
GGGGGGCAGUGGAUAUGUGGGUCUUACUCAGUGAGGUUAUAACUAGUUGCAUCAGUGGGUGCUGUUUGUUAUUGUCUACCUGUGAUAGUGCACUAUUUCAGUUCCAUUUUAGUGGACAAGUGGGAAAACAUUUCACAUUUUCAGUGCAAUGCAACACUCAGUUUUAUACUCUUGUUGACCUACUUUCCUGACUUUCACAUUCAAUUGAACAAUGGUGUAUGUAAACAAAACUCAAUCACAUUCUUUAAACAAAAUUAAAUCAAAAUCACUAAUAUUUAUAACAAUUAAUUUACUACGUUUUAAUUGUACUUGAUUUGUAUGAGUAAAAAUGGUGCAGAUGUAAUAAAAAAAUGAUAUGACAUAGCUUUGAUAAUGAUUUUCAAAUAUAGGUAUAUUCUCAUGAGUUUAACUACAAUAAUAAUUGUGGUUUAUGUGUUUUUUACUUAUCACACUGAACCUCAGUACAUGCGAUUUGUAAAAUAUACAGAAACUUACAAUUCCACACAUAUAUUUGAUCUGAAAUUUAACUACAUAAUCAGUAAUAAUUGUACAAAAGAUGGUGCCAUAAGAACAAUUCAAAUAGUGACAUCGUUUACUGGGAAUGUUGAGGCUAGAAGUGCUCUAAGAAGGGCUUAUCCUAAGGAAGAACUUGCAAAGUUGGGAGUGUACCGAGUAUUUCUUCUUGCAAUGUUGAAACCUGGUGUGAGCGAGGUUAAUCAAAAUGCAGUCCUCCACGAAAACAAUCGAUAUAACGACAUUGUGCAGGGAAACUUUUUAGAAAAUUACAGAAAUUUAACUUAUAAACACAUAAUGGGAUUAAGAUGGGCUGUGACACAGUGUAGGGCAGAUUAUAUUAUUAAAAUGGAUGAUGAUAUUAUCACUGAUAUGUAUUCGUUAAUGGAACUCAUACACACUAAAAGUAAUACAAAUUUUGACUUGUUGGGUUACGUAUUCAAAGACAUGAGGCCUAUCAGGAUAGAAGCUAACAAGUGGUAUGUGACUGAAGAUGAGUACAGGUCUGAUAGUUACCCUUCAUUUGUCUCAGGAUGGAUGUAUGUCAUAAGGAGCGGUUCAGCUAAGAAAUUACUGACCGCAUUGAAGUUUGAGCGAUACUUCUGGAUAGAUGAUGUGCUUGUUACUGGCGUCCUAGCUGAAAAGGCUGAACUAGGCUUUGAGGACAUGCAGGAGUAUUUUACUACAAACCCUGAGUAUUUCGAGUGCUGUAUGAGAGACAAAGUGAAAUGUGGUUUCGUUGUUGGUCCAAGUGGAGGAGAUUAUAACAUCAAUAUUGAUUUCCAAGUACAUUCAAAAAUGUGCCAUGAACAAAACAACUGUACAUCUUACAAGAACGGGAAAACCUUCCGAAACUCUUGUGUGGUGAGUAGAAAGUUCCCUCCAAUAGGGAAAGGGUUUGCCAAACUUGAUGUGAUAAAGUUGUAAAGUAUUUUUGGUUGUGAGUAAACAGUCAAACUCAUUUUCUUUGCUAUGUUUUGUAGUUGUUGAUAAUUAUAAUUGUGUUUAAUGUCCAUUAUCUUCACUACUAGUCAUGAUUGGUGAUCAUACUAAUUACUAAUGCAAUACUUGUUUAUCUUAAGCUCAUCAAAGUUCACUGUGGUGUUGUUUACCAAAAUAUAGUUUGUAUUGAACAAAACUCAUUCUACAUUAAAACCUAGAUAUAUCAAACCUCAAUGUACCAAAUUCUUUGAUUAAUCGAAGUUUGUUUUUAUUCCCUUGAAAGUGCCAUUUACUUCAAUGUUGUUUACCCCUAUGUAACUACAGUUUAACGUAAAUAACCUCAAUAUAUCUAAUUUUUGCCUUUAAUUUUGCCUACUGUUAACCUCUAUAUAUGUAAGUUUUAGUUUAUCAGCACAACAAAUCAAAGUACAGUACUAUAUUUUACAUGUCAAGUCUUGGAUCCACCACCACCGACAAUCCUUUAUUUUCUGUUGUUGCCACUGGUAAAUCACCACUGCACCCUCAGUUGGUAGUUGAUGUGGACUUCUAUAUAUUGAAGUCUGCCAAUUUAACCUUGAUAUAAUUAACAUCAGAACAACAAUUUUAAAUCUUUUAUAUAUCAAAGUUUGGCCCAAACAGCCUUGAUAUAUUGAACCUCAUUAUAUCGAAAUUCUCUAUAUAUCGAAGUUUUAUAUUUCCCCUUCAGGUUUGAUACACUAUACCACUAUAUUAUACAUAUUUAUCCUAAAAA